Molecule: messenger RNA, 579 nt
Organism: Didymodactylos carnosus
Lineage: Eukaryota; Metazoa; Rotifera; Eurotatoria; Philodinida; Philodinidae
Source: the annotation of a GenBank genome assembly
AUGUUAAAUUUUCGCGUUAUGAAAUGGUUUUCUAAAGAUCCCUUAGAAGAUCUAUUUUCGAAAAAAACUGAAUUCAAAAUGUCACACGAUAUUCGCCUUGUUAGUCCUGUUGGCAGUGAUGAUGCUUAUGUUACAGUUCGAUGGGGCAAUAUUGAAUCAGCCGAAAAUAUCAUAAGUGCGAUCAAGUUUGCAUGUAAAACAAUUCCCGAACUUGAAAUAAUUGCGCAAAACACACUACUAAAAAUGAAUAUUGAUGUUACCGAUUUAGCAUUGGUGAAAGCAUUUGCUGAAGCCUAUAAUAGUAUUACCAUUGAUCUACUAUCGAAAAAAAAUUUUAAAAACGAUCCAGAACAGUUUGUUACACGAGAUGUAUUACGUUUUAUCUUAAAAUUAUGUUAUGAAAAAUCUGUCACAUAUACUGACAAUUUACAGCGCAAUUCAACAUUUUCAAAUCAAAUCUAUGGCGAAGUUUCAUUUGAAUUACUUGAUGAACUGAUGCCAAAAUUAGCUAUUAAACCAGACGAUGUUUUUAUUGAUCUUGGCAGCGGUAUGUUUAUACUAGCCUCCUAUGCUUUUUGA